Messenger RNA from Parnassius apollo (apollo), 1149 nucleotides. The record is from the annotation of a GenBank genome assembly. Lineage: Eukaryota; Metazoa; Arthropoda; Insecta; Lepidoptera; Papilionidae.
AUGACGAUACAAAAGCGUUUUAAAGUUACUUUGAUAGUUGUGAUUAUAUCAAUCGGUUCAUCAUAUGCCCACCAAAAAUGUAGGAUGCCGAAUGGUUAUACUGGAGAGUGUAGAUUUUUAGACGAUUGCAAGCCUCUACUAGACGUGAAUAAUAAGAAAAUUAAAACAGAAGAGGAGCUCCUGUAUCUUCGGGAAUCUUCUUGUGGAACCACCAGCAACUUUAGGUAUAAGAUCUGCUGCCCACUGGAGUCGGAAUGGUCGAAAGCGCUAGACCUCAAGCCAGUUCUAUUCCCAGAAAUAAUUAAGUAUAUGUCCGAACCAGGAGAUAAUCGAUCUGAUAACAACUUGCAUCUCGCCUCUAGUCUAAAUUUCGAGUCGGAGAAAUGCGGUAUUCAAUCGUCAACUCCUGACAUGAUACUCGGUAACCGGACAACGGCUAAACAGUACCCCUGGUUGGUGCUCCUUGAGUAUGCAAACGGUUCCAUCCUCUGCGGCGGCAGCCUUAUCUCGCGCAGACACGUUUUGACGGCCGGACACUGUGUAGAAACUUUGAACGGGCCACCGACCUUCACCCGUCUCUCGGAAUACAACACCACCACGUACCCGAUGGACAUUGCACUGACGGAAAGUGGAUUCAACUACAUCAAAAACAUCAAAAUACCCAUCAAAUGGAGUAAGAGGCACCCGGAAUUCAAUUGGAACACCUACCAGAACGAUAUAGGAUUAGUGAAGAUGGCACAUAAUGCGCACUACUCAGAUUACAUCCGACCAAUAUGCCUUCCAAGGAAUGACUUCUUAGAACAAAUCAACGCCGGCACACAGCUCGUGACAGCGGGUUGGGGCAGCAAUGAUGUCAACCACCGUGACGUGAAAAAAGACGCCCUAUUGCCUUAUGUACCGAUGAAGACAUGCAGGCGUUCUCUAUCCACAAUGACGCUCACCAACAAACAGAUAUGUGCUGGAGGUGGGCCGAGUGAACAAACAUGUGUCGGUGAAUUCGGAGGACCAUUGAUGUUUCAAAAUGAUGAUUACUAUAUAGCCGUUGGUGUUCUCAGUUACCGCUUCGGACAAUGUCGUGUAGUGAACUUGCCUGGUGUGUACACCAACGUGUACGAGUAUUUGGAAUGGAUCAACAGUAUGAUGGAAUAA